This is a messenger RNA of Poecile atricapillus (Black-capped chickadee), 1089 nucleotides long. It is a transcript of the gene RTRAF, whose product is annotated as RNA transcription, translation and transport factor. The transcript has 8 exons. Gene Ontology annotation, cellular component: tRNA-splicing ligase complex. Bases 130 to 864 code for a protein of 244 amino acids. Lineage: Eukaryota; Metazoa; Chordata; Aves; Passeriformes; Paridae. The record is from RefSeq and is a predicted model, not a curated record. Gene Ontology annotation, biological process: tRNA splicing, via endonucleolytic cleavage and ligation. Gene Ontology annotation, molecular function: RNA binding.
GCGUUCCCCUCGUUCCGGUCCGUGCGGUGCCGUCGGCGCGGCCUGAGCGGGGGAGGCGGCGCCGGCACCGGGAUCGGGAUCGGGAUCGGGAUCGGGAUCCGGGUCGGGAUCGGGGCCGACACCGGGACCAUGUUCCGCCGCAAGCUCUCGGCUCUCGAUUACCACAACCCCGCCGGCUUCAACUGCAGGGAUGAAACAGAGUUCAGGAAUUUCAUUGUCUGGCUCGAGGACCAGAAAAUCAGACACUACAAGAUCGAGGACCGAGGGAAUCUGAGGAACAUCCACAGCGAGGACUGGCCCAAAUCCUUUGAGAAGUACAUGAAAGAUGUGAACUGCCCCUUCAAAAUACAGGAACGACAAGAAACGGUGGAUUGGCUCCUUGGCUUGGCUGUGAGGCUGGAAUAUGGAGAUAAUGCUGAUAAGUACAAGGAUUCCACCCCUGAUGGUGCUAAAAACGCUGACAACACAGCAAAAAAUGCAGAGCCACUGAUUAACCUGGAUGUGAAUAAUCCUGAUUUCAAGGCUGGAGUGAUGGCUUUGGCUAAUCUGCUGCAGAUCCAGAGACAUGAUGAUUACUUGGUGAUGCUCAAGGCAAUUCGGAUUCUGGUUCAGGAGCGCCUGACUCAGGAUGCCAUAGCCAAAGCCAGCCAGUCCAAGGAGGGUCUGCCUGUUGCUCUGGAAAAGCACAUUCUUGGAUUUGACACGGGAGACGCUGUUAUCAACGAAGCUGCCCAAAUUCUCCGCCUGCUGCACAUCGAGGAGCUCCGCGAGCUGCAAACCAAAAUCAACGAAGCCAUCGUGGCUGUCCAGGCCAUCAUUGCUGACCCCAAGACUGACCACAGACUGGGAAAAGUGGGGAGAUGAAGGGACAAAAGCUUUGCAGCUUUUUUUUUGCUUUUAGUGCAAUUUAGGAACCACGUACAGCUCCCGGGUCUGGCAUGCAGUUCGAAACGGGAUUAAUUCUCCUGUUUGGAAAGCAAACAGGAAAUUCUGACUUCUGAUGAAUUACCAGGGUUUUUUUUUUUUCUUUAAAUAAAUGAAAUUGAAGGAAACAAAUAGUUCUGGUGAGCUCUGAGUUGGGAAAUAGGA